Messenger RNA from Rotaria sp. Silwood1, 2664 nucleotides. NCBI's taxonomy places the organism in Eukaryota, Metazoa, Rotifera, Eurotatoria, Philodinida, Philodinidae. The record is from the annotation of a GenBank genome assembly.
AUGGAAUAUAGUUGGCUAGUAAAAAUGGAUAGAGAAUUACAUUAUGCAUGUAUUGAUUCCUAUGGUAAUCUAACAGCAUACGAAUCCAAUGGUACAUGUCGAAAAGCAGCCUAUGUAACAGCACUUUAUUAUACUAUGAGUUCAUUAACAAGUAUUGGUUUUGGUAAUGUUGCUGCUAAUAGUGAUAAUGAAAAAAUUUUUACAUGUGUUAUGAUGCUUAUUGGUUCACUUCUUUAUGCAACUAUAUUUGGUAAUGUUACAACAAUAUUUACACAAAUGUAUUCAGCUACAGCUCGAUAUCAUGAAAUGUUAAGUAGUAUUCGAGAAUUUAUGCGUUUACAUGGUAUGCCUAAUCAAUUAAAUGAACGUAUUAUGGAUUAUGUUGUAUCAACAUGGGCAAUGACAAAAGGUAUUGAUGCAACAAAAGUAUUAAAUUAUUGUCCAAAAGAUAUGCGUGCCGAUAUAUGUGUUCAUAUGAAUCGAAGUGUAUUUAAUGAACAUCCAGCAUUUCGUUUAGCUAGUGAUGGUUGUUUACGUGCAUUAGCUGUUCAUUUUCAUAUAAAUCAUUCUGCACCUGGUGAUAUGUUAUAUCAUUGUGGUGAAAGUCUUGAUAUGCUUUGUUUUAUUGCAUCUGGUUCAUUAGAAGUUAUACAAGAUGAUGAAGUUUUAGCUAUACUUAGUAUAAAUGAUGUUUUUGGUGAUGAUUUUUGGAGUAAACAUCGAGAUAGUGUUGGUCAAUCAGCAGCUAAUGUUCGUGCAUUAACAUAUUGUAAUAUACAUCAAAUUCGACGUGAACGAUUACUUGAAGUAUUAGAUUUUUAUCAUCCAUUUAGUAUAUCAUUUGCUCGGAAUAUGUUGCUUACAUAUAAUUUAAGACAACGUGUUGUUUUUCGUAAAAUUGCUGAUGUUAAACGUGAACGUGAAUUAGCUGAACUAAGAAAAAAUGAAGGAUUAGAUCAAAUAAGUUCGGAUCAUCCAGUGCGAAAGCUAAUAUCAAAAUUUCGUAAAAUAUCACAAGAAAAUCGUGCAGCUUCACAAACUAUUUCUAAUGUACCUACACCUCCAACAACAAUAGUUAGUCCACCAUCACAACAACCAUCACCACCAUCCCCACUAUCAACCAUUGGACAAUCACCAAGUACUGAAGCAUAUGAUUCUUUAACAAGAACAAAUAUGACUUCAUUACCAACUUCACAUUUACAAUUACAUCCAUCAUCAACUUUAAAAAGUCGAGAUAAACUUGAAACAAUUUCUGAACGUAUUGAAACACAAGAAUCACAACUAUCUCAAAUCACAUCUGUUCAUCAAAGUCCACCAUUACAACGACCACCAAAAUCAAGUAAAUGGAAAUGGUUGAAAACGGGAUCAACUGGACCUGAAGCAGAUUCACCACCAAGAAAAACUGGUUCAAGCACCAAACAAAUACAACAACCAUCAACUAAUCCAUUUGAUUCAAAUUUAACUGAUGAAGAUACACAUGGCAAAGCAGAAGAUGGUGAUGAACGACGAUUAUCUAUUCCGCUUAGUUUAUUUAUACCGAGAUCAGUUCGUCAGGAAGGUACAAAAGUAACAGAAGACAUUAAUGAUGAUCAAAAACAAUUAGAUGAAUCUCAUUCCGAUAUAAAUACAGCAUUUGGACCUCGUCGCAGUAUAUCAUCACCAUUCAGUGAUCAUCCAUUAUUAUCAUCAUUAAUUGAUAUAAAAAAUGAUUUAAGUAAUGAAGUACGAGCAUUAACAAAACGUAUGAUACAUAUUGAUGAACAAAUUAGUCAAAUUUUUAACUUUCUUUCACCACUUCAUUCGUCAAUAAAUAAUAAUACACAACAAGUAUUGGAUACAACUCAAUCAUCAUCAAUUCCAUCUCAACCUUCUUCACUUUUACCACCAUCAUCAUUAAACACAACAACGAGUCACUCUAAAACUAACACUUCUACUCUAAAGUUUCCAAAAAUGUUCGAAGAACCUUCAUACUAUUCAGAUAUAAAUACAAUAAUUCCAUUUUUUGAUGCGAAUCAAUCGUCAUCACCAAUAACUGAUGUUUCUAUACAGCCGAAAACAAAUGAUCCAUUGUUAACAAUAUCAUCAACAUGUCAAAUCAGUGAUUAUGAUUCAACCCCAUUAUCAAUUCCACCACCACCUUCUGUCUAUAAUCGUUCAGCUAGUUCGUCAGUUGUUACUUUAGGUAUAUCGACAACUCCACAUGGUUCAAUAUCCAAUAAAAUAGUACCCGCACCUACUAGUUCUAAACAUCCAUUGAGCGCUAGUUUUCGACCGAUUUCUAAUACUCGUUUUAAUCCGGGUCGUUCUCCGAAACCGAAAGCUCGUUCACAUCAAAAUCGAUCCAAUGUCAAGCAUCGACAACAACCUGAGAAAUCAACAAUUAUUGAACUUGAACCCUCAACACAAAAUGAUACAACGAAUAAAAAUGUACCGCUAUUUUCAACAUUAUCAUCAACAACAAAAUCAGGUAGCAAAGUGUUUCGUCGUUUCAUGGGAAGUAGUAGCAAUGCAGAGAAAACAACAAUGUCGUCAACAACACUUCUCUAUCCACCUACAAGUGAUGAUGAACAUCCAAUGAGUCCUACUAGUUCAGGCAAUGAUGAUGAUGAUCAUAGACCAUUGACUUCAUCUUCAAGUAAAUAUCAUCAUCAAACACCUCUCUGA